Naegleria fowleri is the source of this 3291-nucleotide messenger RNA. RefSeq lists its product as uncharacterized. The record is from RefSeq and is a predicted model, not a curated record. Lineage: Eukaryota; Heterolobosea; Eutetramitea; Acrasida; Naegleriidae. The coding region runs from base 1 to 3291 and encodes 1096 amino acids. The transcript has a single exon.
AUGACAGGUGUCAACAGGGCUCAUGCUGUGGCGAACGGAUCCAACAAAAAGAGAAAAUUAUCUUACCUCUCCACAUCGUCACAACUUCCAAAUAGGACGCAUCUAUCCUUGUUCACUCUAUCAUCAUCGCCAUCCUCCUCUUCUUCUUCCUCUCGUUCAUCCCUUGCUACAGCCAUGAUAUACGUAUUAGCGUUAUUACUUUCAUUAUUGUCAUUAAUAUCAACACCAUCACAAUAUUCCACUUCGCUGAUAACAGCUCAAGUCAUUCCACAAUCAUCCGCUCUCUACCAAAAUGCUGUGGUUAUGCCACCCACAACCUCCAAAUUGCCUGCGAAAAUGGUUUUGGAAUGGGAGGAGCGAAGUACAAUGACCGAUUUAUUACCUUUCUCGUCAAGCUGUGCACUGAAUGGCUAUGUAAAUACUGCAGACUCGAACGAUGUGAAUAACAAUAUUAAUAUGCGUGGGUUGAAAAGCUUGAGAUGGCGACUCAGUCUUGGAAUUUCCAACCGAUUUGUAAAUACAUUUUUCGGCUUUUCUGAUGGAAGUAAUGGAGCUCUUUGGGAUGCCAUCAAGAGAGUUUCUGCACAAUCGUCACAGAGAAAAGAUAAUGUCUAUUCGUCGGAUGUGAGAGGAAAGUGGACCACAAGUGGCUCCACUUCGGUGUCAGAUGCAUCUGUUCGAGUGAACUUUUACUCAUCAUUUGGCUCUUAUAGAGAAGGUUCUCGUGUGAGUGACACAAAUCCAAUCUCGACGCCAACCUUUGCUAAUUAUGUUCCGUUGUCAUCUCUCAAUCUAACAUUUGGAGAUGUGUUUACAAGCACCAAAAUGCUGUACAACACUCAGGGAAUACUCAGCUCUCGAAACAGGGUGUCUCUCAUCGCAGACACUUCUGCACUCAAAGCUGCAUCCAAUUUAAGUGUCUCUGUUGGUUCGAUAUUAGAAAAAAUUGGAAGUGGAAAUCGAUCGAUUGAAGACAAUUCAAUUUUGGAUUCGAGUGGUUUUUCAGUUCCAUACUUUUUGAGAUCUAGAUCCGAACUCUCCAUGGAUAAUAUUCAAAAGACAGGUCGUAUUGCAGUGUUGAACUCGUAUGAAAAUCAAGUCACAACUUAUGAUUUUACAUUCCGUACCACAAAUUGUUAUCGAGACAUUGUUGGUAGUUCUUCUUCCAGUAAUGGAAAUAGGGAAAUUUACUUCUUUGCUUUCGUUGGCAGCUAUUUCCCUUUGAUGAAUUCAACCAUUACUCGCAAACUUUCAACUGAUUGGGACAGCAACUUUGCUCAAUUUAUUUUAGUUUACAAUUUGACUGACUUUUUCAAUCAACCCUCUUCGUUUGCAGCGACUACAUCAUCAUUUGCCUCAUUAUUGAACAGUAACAACAACCACUGGAAUGAACAGUCAAUGCAUGAAACUGAUCUAAUGCAACAAACUCAAUCCUCUACAUUCCAGGAUGCAUCAGCUGUGGAAAUUUAUUCCAUGUUUCACUACAACCCAACCGAUACUUAUAGGCAAUUACGUUAUUUGAGAAUGUCCAUUGUGCUCUUCUUCAGUCUUGUGAUCAUGAUCAUUCUUGUCCUUUCAAGAAAGAGUCAACCGGUGAAAUCUCGUUUCCUUAUCAACGGUUCUGUAUGUGCAGUUGCCAUUGUUUAUGGUUUGUUGGGUAUUAUUUUCGCUGCUGCCUUGUCAAAUUAUGACAGUAUUGUCAGUUCCAUGGAAGUACUCUUUUAUUUGGUGUUGGGAUUCUUGUACGUGCUUUCAGCCAUGAGAUACUUCUUCUCAAGAAAUUUGUAUCGUACCAUGAGAAUUAAUUUUUCAUCAGAUGCCAAAUCUAAGAAGAAGGAUAAGAGAAUGACACAUCAUGGCAGAAAGAUUUCCAAAACCUCUCAAUCAUUUGAAGAACGUCAAUUGAAAUUAUUGAGAUUGUUGGCAAAUCUUGCAUCUUGGAAAGUAUUCCUUGUGGGUGUCAUUCUCGUUUUGAUCGUUAUUUGUGCCCUUUCAUUGUUUAUUUUGAUUUCAGUGGUCACAGGAACUGCUUCCACCUUUGAUCAACCAAUUUCUACAAUUGCAACCUACACGAAAUUGGCUGGAUUGUUGGGAUUGGUGGUCCCAACUGCCAUUCUUUCCAUUAUUAUUGAUGCUAUUAUCAAUGCUAAGAAAGUGAUUAAGAAGGGUCUUCAUUGGUAUUUAAUUCAAGACGAUCCUCUCUUCUUUAGAUUGGAAUUUGGUGUUUUUAUUCCAGCAGUAAUUUUUGGAGUGUUGCUCUUCAUUUUGGAUCAAUACUAUAACACUUUGAAUUGGUUUGACUUGAAUCAACGUGCUGUUAUUUACUUGGUGCACGGUUUAAUUUACUCAUUAUUUGAGUUUUCACUUGUCAUGUUAGGUUGUGGCGGAUUCGUUGCCGUGGUUUACCUUAUUCAAUACAGCAGAAUGGCGGUGAGAAGAAAAUCCUUGCUUCCAGUUCCAGAACCAAAAGCCAACGACGGCUCAACACUUGGAAAGAAGACAGAAUUUGAACAAUUCAUGUGUGACGAUGAAGCUCGUGUCAUGUUGCAACAAUAUUGCGAACGUGAAUUUUCUUUGGAAAAUUAUUUACUCUUUGAGCUUGUUGAGGAAUUGUCUGUGUUAGCUUUGCAAGAACAGACACAACAGGGAUCUUUGAACAAGAUUGCCAUGUCACCUGCACUACAAAAACCUUCUGUUGUGACUGGAGAAAUGGUGGAGGAAAGAGAAGCCCUUUCAACCACUUCCAUUUCAGUCAAAAAGAGUUCAUCAGGAAGCGCCAUGCUGUCUUCAGACAAUACUCUUGUCAACUCAUCGUCUGGUUCUCUCUCACCACGCCCAAGUCAUCAGCCACCAGAACAACAACACUUGAAUGUGGAUGAACCUGGUUCUCCGACUUCUCCUUCUGCAAAGAUGCUCACAAAGGGCAAUAGAGAAAGUGUCACACAACAAAUUGAUCGAAUUAUUUUGAAAAUUUUAAAGACCUACUUGAAUGAAAAUUCUGUUUUGGAGGUCAACUUACCAAAUACCACUAGAAAGAUGGUAUUAUCAUGCUUUAGAAAGAGACUUUAUGCUGACGAUGUCAGUAAAUUCAGUGGUACCAAAUCAAUGGAUCACAUUCCAGAACGAACAGACGACAAACCAAUUGAACUGCUCGAUCUUACCGUUUUGGACACGUUGAAACAAGAUGUAUGGCUCAACUUGAAAGAUACAUUUGGAAGAUUGCAACUCACUCACGAGUACAAUUUAUAUAAGGCAAAGAAGUCCUUGGAAAAGGAAUUGAAUGUAGUUUAA